This is a messenger RNA of Rhodamnia argentea, 2145 nucleotides long. Its product is annotated as beta-glucosidase 11-like. The coding region runs from base 171 to 1745 and encodes 524 amino acids. Gene Ontology annotation, biological process: carbohydrate metabolic process. The transcript has 13 exons. Lineage: Eukaryota; Viridiplantae; Streptophyta; Magnoliopsida; Myrtales; Myrtaceae. The record is from RefSeq and is a predicted model, not a curated record. Gene Ontology annotation, molecular function: beta-glucosidase activity.
CUCUACUUUUUUUGGUAAAUUCCUUUCCUUUCCUGCACAACAACCCGAAAUAUCCAAAAGAUAAAAAAGCAAAUGAAAAUAAUAGAUGUUAUGACCCAGAGAAGAUAGACGUGCUUGUGGUAAUGUGCGACUGCAAUCUGUGAAGGAGACCCAGAUAGAGGACAGAGAAGAUGGUGAAGAAAUUGGGUUCCUUGUUGCAGCUUCUGGUGGUGGGUCUGGUGAUGGCGGAGACGGUCUCUGGUGCUGAUGAGUUCAGCAGAUAUGACUUUCCUCCUGGCUUUGUGUUUGGUGCUGGCACUUCCGCUUACCAGGUUGAAGGAGCAGCAAAUGAGGAUGGGAGGACUCCAAGUAUAAUGGAUACCUGGGCUCACUCUGACUCAGUGAUUACAAGUGGAGCUAAUGGAGAUAUCGCCUGUGAUCAAUAUCACAAAUACAAGGAAGAUGUCCAACUCAUGGCAGAAAUGGGCUUAGAUGCAUACCGGUUUUCCAUCUCAUGGUCGAGGCUCAUUCCAAAUGGGAGAGGCCCUGUGAAUCCGAAGGGAUUGCAGUACUACAACAACCUCAUCAAUGAACUAGUCAGCGAUGGGAUUGAACCGCACGUGACCCUACACCAUUUUGAUCUGCCACAGGCUCUUGAAGAUGAGUAUGGAGGAUGGAUAAGCCAAAAUAUCGUGAAAGAUUUCGUGGAAUAUGCAGAUGUAUGUUACAGAAUGUUUGGAGACAGAGUUAAAUACUGGACAACCUUCAACGAGGCCAAUAUUUUCUCAAUGGCUGGUUAUGAUCUCGGGUUCCUGCCGCCGACUCGUUGUUCUUCUCCAUUUGGAUACUUUAACUGCACCAGAGGAGAUUCGUCAUUGGAACCAUACUUGGCAGCUCACAAUAUCUUAUUGUCACAUGCAUCGGCCACUAGACUGUAUCGGAAAAAAUACCAGAACAUACAGAAGGGAUAUGUAGGGCUCAACCUUCUGAGUUUCCACUCGGUUCCUGCCACAAACAAAACGGAAGACGUCAUUGCAGCUCAAAGGACCAAUGACUUUUUCAUGGGUUGGUUUGUGGAACCGCUGGUGCAUGGGGACUAUCCUGAGGUGAUGAAGAAGAAUGCCGGGUCAAGACUCCCUUCCUUCACUGCUCUUGAAUCUCAAAGAGUCAAGGGUUCAUUUGAUUUCUUUGGAGUCAAUUUCUACAUCGCUACCUAUGUCAAGGACAAUUCAGAAGGCCUGAAUAUUGAACCGAGGGACUAUAAGGCGGACAUGGCUGUAGAAUGGCAAUUUACGCAAGGGAAUGCGUCAUCUACGAACAGAUUGUUACCCUCAUUCGAGAUUCCGCUUACUCCAUGGGGUCUGCAAGGCGUGCUGGAGUUGUUCAAGCAAAAUUAUGGAAACCCUCCCGUUUUCAUCCAUGAAAACGGUCAAAGGACGCAGCGAAACACGACGCUUGAAGACUGGCCGAGAAUUCAAUGUCUGCAAGAGCAUAUCAGUGUCCUCCUGGAUACAGUGAGGAAUGGUUCUAAUGCCAAAGGCUACUUCACAUGGUCCCUCCUAGAUGUGUUCGAGCUGUUGGACGGGUUCCGAUCGAGCUUUGGCCUCUACUAUGUGGACCUGGACGACCCCGGGCUGAGGAGGUACCCGAAGCUCUCGGCCGAGUGGUACUCACACUUCCUGAAGGGAGGGAGCAUCACUCCCAAUGCCGGCAUCGAGCUCAAGGGCAACUGGUCCUCCCUCUCUUCUGCUCAAGUAAUGAAGUGAAAUUAAACUCCUUGGUUCCUUGAGGCGCAAGUCAUUUUCUUGGGUAGCUCCACUCGCUCUCCAGGUUCACCUCGGCAUCGUCUCUCAAAAGUCAAGGAGCCUGCGAAUUGUACUCUCUUUUGUCCAGUGUUUUCCCUCAUAUGUACUUCGACGUGUUGUCAAGAUUCACGAAGCCUGUGCGAGAGCGGCGCGGAGGACUUGCUAUCGAAGCAAUCGAGUAUGGCUGUAACUCUUUGAAUUUUACCGUUCUAAAAAGCCGGUUUAAGCAUAUGGAACCGUUGCACUCGACUUUACAAGUUCCAUUAUGUCGUGCUAGUUGGUGUGGAUGUCUGGUUGGAUUCGAGUUUGGUUUGUUUUGUUUGAAAUUGGGUCGAUCUUGAAUUGUGCAAGAUUGCACAGU